AUGGCACACAUUUUAUCCAUUUUAUUCUCAUUUUUCUUCAUCCAGCUACUGGAUUUCUCUAAUGGCCAAAAUGUUGUUAAGGCAGGGUAUUGGGUGAGUGACAGAGGAUUAGCUUUAAACAACAUAAAUUCAACUCUUUUCACUCAUUUAUUUUGUGCAUUUGCUGAUCUUAAUCCUCAAUUAAACCAGUUAAUCAUUUCACCGGAAAAUCAAGAUUCGUUUAGGCAAUUUACAAGCACAGUCCAACAGAAAAAUCCUUCUGCAAAAACUUUAUUGUCUAUAGGUGGAGGAAGUGCAAAUAAAACAGCAUAUGGAAUCAUGGCUAGAACACCAAAUUCAAGGAAAAGUUUUAUUAAUUCAUCAAUCAGAUUAGCUAGACAAUCGGGAUUCCAUGGCCUUGAUCUUGUUUGGCAAUACCCAGAAUCAGCUACAGACAUGACAAACUUAGACACCCUUUUAAAUGAGUGGCGCACUGCGAUCAACACUGAGGCAAGAAACUCGGGCAGUGCCGCGUUACUUUUUACAGCAACUGUUUCUUGCUCGCCCCAAGUGAAUAAUUUGAGUUAUCCAAUACAAUCCGUGGCAAAAAACUUAGAUUGGAUCAACCUGAUGGCAUAUGAAUUCUAUGGACCAAAUUGGCCUCCCUCACAUACCAAUUCACAUGCACAACUAUUUGAUCCGGUGAACCAAGUGAAGAGUGGAAGCAAUGGAAUCAAUCAAUGGAUUCAAGAAGGUGUUCCAGCACAAAAAUUGGUACUUGGAAUUCCAUUUUAUGGAUUCGCGUGGCGAUUAGUUAAUUCGAAUAUUCAUGGUCUUAGAGCGCCUGCUGACGGAAAAGCAAAUGUUGGCUUUGAUGAUGGGUCGAUGACUUAUGCCGAAAUUAGGGAAUAUAUAGUGCAGAAUCGUGCCACGACUGUGUAUAAUGCAACCAUUGUUGGAGAUUAUUGUUACUCUGGAAGUACUUGGAUUAGCUAUGAUGAUACUCAGAGUGCAAGAAAUAAGGUUUCUUACAUUAAAAGUAGAGGAUUGCUUGGUUACUUUGCAUGGCAUAUUGCAGCAGACAGUAAUUGGAAUUCAGUUCUUGCUCAUGCUGCAGCAGAAGGUAAUUAACUCUAUUA
Molecule: messenger RNA, 1118 nt
Organism: Lycium ferocissimum
Lineage: Eukaryota; Viridiplantae; Streptophyta; Magnoliopsida; Solanales; Solanaceae
Product: class V chitinase-like
Exons: 2
Coding region: 1-1110 (369 amino acids)
Biological process (GO): carbohydrate metabolic process; chitin catabolic process
Cellular component (GO): extracellular region
Molecular function (GO): chitinase activity; chitin binding
Source: RefSeq, a predicted model, not a curated record